Molecule: messenger RNA, 2379 nt
Organism: Mesorhabditis spiculigera
Lineage: Eukaryota; Metazoa; Nematoda; Chromadorea; Rhabditida; Rhabditidae
Source: the annotation of a GenBank genome assembly
AUGCUUGACCUUUUUACCAGGAAACCCAAGAAGCCGCCUGCAGAAGUGAAGAAUGAUAACGAUCUCAUAGAAGUGCAAGCUCUUUACGAUUCCCCCCAUGAUCAUUGCCUCGAUUUUCUGCGCUUCCGGCGUGGCGACCGGCUGCUGGUUUACGGCGGAAUGUCACACCGCUUAUGCUGGGCCGUGCAUGCGCGUAGUAAGGCCACCGGAUGUGUGCGUCGCGAGCUGAUAGCGCCGCUGUCCCAUACGUAUCAGGAGCCAUGGUUCUACACGGAUAUCAGCAGCGAGUCCGCUUCGCAUCUUUUGAUUGGCAACCCCACUCCGAAAGACUUGUUCCUGGUACGGACAAGUGCUCAAGAUGGGCUUGUGUUGGACGUCAAAACAGACCCGGACACCGUCCAAAGUUUCCCGAUCUCAGAGAUUGAGGACGAGCUCUACAUUGAUAACGCUGCAAGGUUCCGCUCGAUCGAGGCGCUGGUGCGGAAUUAUCAGAACGGUAACGUCCUGCACAACCAGCAUCGCUUGAAGAAAUAUCCGCCCAGACGCGGGAAGUUGAUUGAUAAGAUCGAAAACGCCGACACCUGGGAAAUCGAUCGUCGGCAAAUUAUCUUCUAUCGAAAGCUGGGGCACGGGUUUUUUGGCAGUGUUCAUUUCGCAAAGUGGGGCCAAUUGGGGGUUGCCGUAAAGAUUUUGCACUCGAAAUGGGGAAUGGAUGAUGCGAAGACGCAAGACGCUUUUGAAAGAGAAUUCCUGGAGCUGAAUGAGUUGGACCAUCCACAUGUUUUGAAGCUGCUUGGGGUAUGCACUCGAGAAUCACCACAGUACAUCAUCACGGAAUAUGUGUCUGGUGGUUCAUUACUGGACUGCCUUGCUGGGAGUAACACCAACAUUACAGCCGAAGACGUGCUGACAAGCGGAUUGGAAAUUUUGAUUCAGGUAGCGUUGGGUAUGGAAUACCUGCAGAAACGCGGGAAGAUACAUAGAGACUUAGCCGCGCGUAACAUAUUGUUGACCAGAGAUGCCAACGACAGAAUUGUGGCAAAGGUUGCAGACCUCGGACUAGCGCGUAACCUACCAGAGAAAUAUUACUACAGCAACGAGUUUCCGGUUUGCUGGAGUCCGCCGGAGGUGCUUCACUCGUUCAAAUUCAGCCAAAGCUCCGACAGCUGGUCGUUUGCAGUGGUGAUUUUCGAGUUGUACUCGAGAGGUGAACACCCGUAUCGAAAAGAGUUUGGAAAAGUCCCCGGUGCCGUGGCGCUUUCGCAUUUCCUGGCUACCGGCAAAAGGUUGGCUCGGCCAGAGGAGUGUCUGGGAGCUGUUUGGGAACAGGUCGUCAUGCCAUGUUUCAGGACGCGCUGGAAUCUGCGACCAAGUUUUAGCCAAAUCUUGAGGAUCUUUGAGGACAUCAUGGAUCGCCAAUGUACCGGCAAUUGGAGCCUUGCGUUCCAGUCUGUCGCUGAACUGCCACGCGGCUACUGGGAGUUUGACGCGGAAGAAACGCUGCCAACCUCUCGUUCAUUUGCUACAAUGUUUUCAGUGCUCCAACCUUCACAAUGGAAUCGUUUGCCAGUGAUGCUAAAAAUUUCCCUAAAUGAAGAAUCGAUGGCCGAUGAGGGAGCUGAUCGGAGAGAGGUUGCCACUUUGAAGCAGCUUCGCCACCCCAACAUAAUCGCGUUUUUCGGUGCGUCAACGGCCCAGUCGCCAGCUUGGCUGUUCAUGGAAUGCUUACCUAAAGGGUGCAAGUUGCCACAAUACAUUGACACAAAAAUACGAUCACAGCCUGCGGAGGUGAAGACUGGGUUUCUGGAAGAUUUUAUUGUACAGAUAGCCACCGGGAUGGAAUAUUUGCAGAUGGUGAAAAGGAAGAUACACCUGAAUUUGGCAUGUGAAAAUAUAUUAAUCCGUGAGACGCCGGGCGGACCAUUGGUCAAGAUCUCGUCAUUCCAUUUUGCCUUGGACAUAGCCGAGCUGCGAGACCAGGACUCGUUGCCAUACACAAUACAGUUGAUACACGAGUUCGGGUUCCGGACGUUAUGGUGCCCACCGGAGGCACUAAAGCACCACCUAAUCACCGAAAAUUUUGACGUCUGGUCCUUUGGUGUCGUCAUCAUCGAGAUGCACCGUGGUGACCGAUUCUUUACGCGAAAAUUUCUUGCCAAGUAUGGCACACAUGAGGGGAUGAUAAAGUUCCUCGACUCUGGACAGCGCCUCAAAAGACCUGCCGACUGUUCGGUGGCGCUGUAUAACAAGGUGGUGAAGCCUUGCUUUGAAUACGACUGGCGUGAGCGGCCGAAUUUUUCUGAAAUACUGAAAACUUUGCAGGGUAUCACCACGCCGCGGAAGGCGCUUACGAACGAAUGCCACGAUUCACCUAAUAUA